Messenger RNA from Phytophthora nicotianae INRA-310, 2624 nucleotides. RefSeq lists its product as hypothetical. The record is from RefSeq and is a predicted model, not a curated record. Lineage: Eukaryota; Oomycota; Peronosporomycetes; Peronosporales; Peronosporaceae. The transcript has a single exon. Gene Ontology annotation, biological process: membrane protein proteolysis. Gene Ontology annotation, molecular function: aspartic endopeptidase activity, intramembrane cleaving. The coding region runs from base 159 to 2531 and encodes 790 amino acids. Gene Ontology annotation, cellular component: lysosomal membrane; lumenal side of endoplasmic reticulum membrane; Golgi-associated vesicle membrane.
ACCUCCUCCUGUAUCACCGUGCGGUGCUGAACUCGUUUCUGUUCAGAAGCGGUCGUUUGGCCGUAGCGUACCGCACACUUCGCUGCUCACUUAUUAGCACUAAGGCUCCCCUGCCUUAUUACUGUAGCAAAAGGCCUUGCAUAGAGUCGGUCUCUGCUAUGGCGCCUCUCGUGCGCGCACUCCUGCUGUCUGCUCUAGUGGUGGUGUCCUGUGCGGCAACGAACCCGGCGAACUCGAUCCUGUCGGCCGUUGUAAACGUCAAGAAGUCGGAAGCCGUGUUUUAUGCAUCGAGCGCCGCGGAGGAGGACUGGGGGGCGUCACUCGAGGCGCAAAAACUCAAGGACGGCGAGAAACACGCGUUCUAUCCGCUCGUGUACAAUGCAACAGGACUUGGCAACGGUUAUGGCUGCAUGUCCAAGCAGGAGCUGCUGAAUACUACCAGCAGCGGCAACAUGUCCGCCUCCAGCUUAUCUGGUCCUGCUAGCGCGGCGUUGCUGGGACUGCCAGAUGAGCCCUUCGUUUUGCUUGUGGACCGCGGUGGCUGCACCUUCGCGGAGAAGGCUUAUUACGCGCAGGAACUUGGGGCAGCCGUUCUCAUUGUCACAGAUACGCUCGAGCAGCUCUACAACCGCUCCAGUAAAGUGGACGCUACUGAAGAGGAGAAGCAGAUGGAAUUCAGUUGCUCCCGCGGCUCUGGCAAGGCUGCCUGGAACGCCGAUAUCACUGAUUUUACGUCUCCGUCAUGGGAAGACGACGUGGGUGUGCGCUCAUGCAGGGGUAACAGCAAAUGCGCAUCACACAUGUGUGUGCCGUCGGGUGGACCGAACAAGCAGGUCUGCUGCGCCUGGGACAUCCCUGACCUCAUGGGCUUUGGCACUACGGAUGUCGUAACCGACAAGAGCUUGGUAAAUGAUAUUGUGGUUGUACGAAUUUCUAUCGCCGAUGGUGACUCGCUGAAAGAGAUGCUGGCGACUGGGAGCGAGAACGAGGACGGUCAGUUGCUGAUUUCCGUGUACGAACGCGAUCCUCCCGUGAUGGACCCUGCGCAAGUGAUUCUCUGGAUCGUUGCGUGUGCGACUGUGCUGGUUGGGUCGUAUAAGGGUGCUGCCUACGAGCGUACAAAGGCGCAACUAAAGGCAGCACUAAUUGCUGCUGAUGCCACUUCUUCAGACGCUAUCGCCCAAGCUCGAGUGGCGUACGAAGAACAUGACGAGCAGGCCCCAGAGCAGGAACAGCUUGACCUGAAUUCCUGGCAUGCCCUGGCAUUCUUGGUGGUCGGUUCAGGCUUCCUCGUGCUGCUAUUUUUCGUUAAUGUGGUGAUUGUGGUGGUGGUUCUUUUCGGCAUCGGCGCCGUAUCUGCUACUUUCCAGGUAAUCUGGGAACCGCUCAUGCGACGACUUCCAGUGAAUUUCUUACAUAAGUUACCGUGGCGCGACGUCAUGUGGCAAUGGGAAGACCUUCUGGUGCCCGCAGCGUGGAGUGUGGGGGAUUUACUAGCGCUAGCAUUAUCGUUCGGGAUCACGCUCUUUUGGUUUUUGGCGCGCUUCCAGUCGUACUCAUGGAUCUUUCAAGAUCUAUUUGGUGUCUGCUUCUGCCUCGUGUUCCUCCGGACUGCUCGCCUACCCAAUCUCAAGGUGGCCACGGUGCUACUCGUGCUGGUAUUUAUGUACGAUGUCUUCAUGGUCUUCAUUUCACCCUACAUUUUCAAGGAGAGCGUCAUGAUUAAGGUGGCCACAGGUGGCGCGCAGAGCACUGCCACGGGUGGAGUCUUCAGCGGCUACUGUCUGCGGUACCCGACCGAUACACAGCAUGAUUGUCGCUCUGAGUGGAUGCCAAUCUUACUUCGAGUCCCCAAGGUGCUGGAUUGGCGAUCAGGAUAUUCCCUUUUGGGUCUAGGUGACAUCGUGCUACCUGGUUUGCUGUUAGUCUUCUGUGCACGCUACGACUAUGCUACACGUGGUCAAUUGUUUGGUCGUUUGUCACCUCCCCACGGCAAGAUGUUUGGUCGACACCCAAUAAGCGAUGCCUUGAACGGUUCUUCUGCGGCGGGUAACCGGGAUCUGGACAUGUCAGGAGCAGAGCUCGGCGGUGCUAAGCAGCACUACCCAUGCCGCCGAGGUCUUUUCUGUUUACUCAUGUGGGGCUAUACUAUUGGACUUCUUUUGGCGAAUAUCGCCGUUGUGACAACGGGUAGUGGACAGCCAGCGCUGAUGUACCUAGUCCCUUGUACGCUCGGUCUGCUGGCAAUCGUGGGAUGGCGACGUGGAAUUCUAAACAAACUGUGGGAAGGCCCACCAGAGCUUAUUCCCGGAUACGCUCGUCGCGAGAGCAACUCAAGUGGUGGAGGGCUCGACAUUAAUGAUGCUACUCGCCUGCGAGGGUUGAGUCUUGAGCCAAGCAAGGCUCCAACCAGCGAGCUGGCUCUUCUUCAGCAACAGCAAAGUGGCACUCCCGUGUCUGCUUCUUAUGCGAGCGAAGACACCCCUAUGAGCCUCACCACUACCUCUGGUCCAGCAUUGAGGCAAGUAUAGUGUCGUUGCUCCUUUCACCACCCCGCUGUACAUAGAUCAUUAAAGCGAUUUGAAAUAUAUGUGCGUUGCUGUUUAUGCUGUUUAACUUUGACA